Molecule: messenger RNA, 567 nt
Organism: Paramecium pentaurelia
Lineage: Eukaryota; Ciliophora; Oligohymenophorea; Peniculida; Parameciidae
Source: the annotation of a GenBank genome assembly
AUGUUUGAGGCAAAAAUUGAGGAUUUCCAAAGAAAUGUCAAAGUUAUAGAUGCAGAAUUAAGAAUCAAAGAUCCAGUUAAUGGAACAGUUAUUACCAAAUAAACCAGUCUCACAUUAACAUUUUUUAAUUAAGAUGAAUAAAUUAAUUAAAAUGAAGCUGAUAUUGAUGUUUAUGCAUAGUAUUUCAGAGUCAAAGGAACAGAAGUAAUUUAUGAAGCAAGUAAAGCUUGUGAAUAAAAUAAAAACGAGGAUGCCUAAAAAUUAAUAGAUAAUAUGUUGAUACAAAUUUAAAAGAAUCCAAAUGUUGCUGCUUAAUGUACUGGAAUUAUUUAAGAUUUGUCAUAAGCAAAAUAAGCAUCUGCAAGAACAUCAUAUAAUUUAUUUGGCCAGAAACAAAUGUGUCAAAUGGUCAGUAAUAAUUAUCAAUAGGGAGGAGUCAAUUCUUUAUUUUCUGCCUAAGGAAUGCAAUUAUAAUAAGUUUAACCAGCUGCAUACUAGAAUGUUUAAUAAUAAUAGAUGAUGUUUUAAGUGCAAUUUUCAAAAUCUAAUUAAAAAACCAUUGAUUGA